Molecule: messenger RNA, 987 nt
Organism: Prorocentrum cordatum
Lineage: Eukaryota; Dinophyceae; Prorocentrales; Prorocentraceae
Source: the annotation of a GenBank genome assembly
GUGGGCAGCUACUGCGCCGUCCACUUCUGCGAGAGCUGUCGCGACUGGUUCGCGGCGAGCCUUCCGAACGUCUCUUUCGAGGACGCGGCGAGGGAGAGGCAGGGCGGCGAACCCGAGGCCGCGGAGAUCUCCGACGCCCUCGAGGGCGACGCGGACGUGGUCGAUGGCGGCGAGGAUGGGGAGACGUUAAACGUGGCCGCUUAUCAGCGCGAGGAGAUUGGCUUUUGGAUUCAAGACGAGUUCGACCUCUUGUCCUACACGGACGUCGCCUCGAUCACGGGCAAGACCCCGGCCCGGAACAAGCUGGAACCAAUCGGACGAAAUGCCCCCGCUGGCAAGGCUGAGACGCGUUACCCUUUUGCCACUCGGAAGUUCCAUCGGCUCUUGGUGUUCACCAAGCAGAGCUCGGCGCUCAGGGCUGACGUCGCGAAGCCUCGCCCCAAUAAGUUCGCCAGCCGGAGGUCUAUGAUCUUGGAGGCGAUGCGCAAGGCCGAUGUAGCAUCGAGUGCUUCCGGAGCGACUGAGAUCGCCCCGUUCGCUGGCGCGGGCAGCGGAGACUCGGUCGAGUUCGUCGGUGGGCAAACGGCUUCCGAGGGCAUCAGCGCGGACUCCCAAGCUGAGCUUCCGAUCGCACUCGCGGAGUGCAAGAACGAUAGCUUAGCGGCCAUGUUUUGGCCCACGCUUACCAAGCCGAGGAAGGUCGAGCACCUGCAGGUCGCAAAGUCUCCAGCAGGCACCGUGCACCAUUGGAUUGAGCGCAGCCCGCUGGAGGAAGUCCAGCUCGGAGACGGCAAGCAGAGGGAGAGGAACCAGCUCGAUAUACUCAAGCGCAAGGUCAGCACAUCCGAGCUCAACCAGAUCGAGAACAAGUGGGAGCUCAUCGAUGCGGCGAAGGACACGUGGACCCACCAUCUGAUGGAAGCCACGCCAGCACGCAUGGACGAGAUCGGCAGAACGAUCCUGAUGUCGGGGUACUCGCUUUGCUGA